AUGAGAAAGUAAAAAGCCCACUGUGCAGGUGCAACACUGAUCAACUGGAAAUGGCCUAUUUGCAGUGGAAAAAAUCUGAUAGGGGCUGCACGCCCUGACACGCUCGACAAAAGAUUUUUUUCAUGACGCGCUGAUUUAUCGUUCUCUCUGAGGCUGCUGGGAUAUUUUUUUGCUGCUGUGUGUGGCUGUGACUGAUACCAGUCCAAAGAAAUGAACCGGUGAAGGUGAAGGGAAUUAUAGCCGAGCAGUUGGAAGGCAACAACAGUAGGAAAGAAGGAAAAGUAAACGUCUGCUAUUUACAAAAUUAGUUCUUUUUUAAAGGAAUUCUACAGUAAUAACUAUCUUUCCGCCUCUAAUUGGGCACAAAUUGCGUUGUCACCCAGAGGUUGAACUGUUAUUUUGCCACCGGCAGCUGGUUUCCGUCGAACGCUCACUUCCUUGACGACCGAAGGGACGCCGGGCUCCGCCCCCCUCUGCGUCCCGUCUCCAUGGAGACAGUAACAAACAUGGCGGAUUAAGUUUUUGCGGUCAGAAAAAGAGGAAGCACAUAUUUUUUUGCCCCGUGGCUUAUCGCAUGGGAUUCUCCAUGGCAACAGAGACGUCGACGUCACACACUUUAGGAAUCGUGGGCAGUGGAGUGCUUCUCGAUGAUCUUUCUUCCUGAAACAAGGUUGAUGUCGUACGGACUUGUGGUUUCUACAGGUGCACAAGCCAUCGUUUCGCGACCUCGGGUGAAGCUGCCAUGGACGGAGGAGACAGGGACGCGCCCUCGGAUGAAGGUUCAGACCAGGAGCUCGCUCUUCCUCCCGAUCUGGAGUGGCUAGAAGAGUUGUCCGUAGAGGAUGGCGAUGGUGACCGCGUGGUUGCGGGCGAUGAUGGUCAGAAGAGGAGUUAUGCCGAGACAGCACGGAUGUUCAAGCUGAGGCGAAACCUGGACCAGCUGGACUCCUUUCACCGACAGAAGGAGCACGACGUGCUGCAAACCAGAGAAGAGCUGAAAGUCUGUCGUCAGAAUAUCCAUGGUUUGGUGGAGCAGAGGGACGCCCUGGAGAAAGACGUAGAGCAGGAGAAAGCCGCGGACAACAGCGUGGCCGUGUUCCGUCUACGGACCCAGCACAAGCGUCUGUGUCAAAAGCUGCAGAGUGAAGAGGAGCUGGAAGGUGAUAUCAUCACCGAGCUGAAGCAUCUAGAACUGGAGCUGAAUGAGGUGGAGGUGGAGCUUGGCAGGUUCUCCUCUCUCCGGCAAGAGGUGCAGGAGGAUGAGCGGGGCUUCCAGGUCCUUAAGGCCCAGAAGGCAACAACCAGGCUGCAGCAGGAGGGAAGAGUCAACCAGAAUCUGCAGCUCAAGAUGCAGCAUCUAAGGGAUAAACAGGCAGCCAUGAUGAAGAAAGAGGAGCUUGAAGGUCAGAAGAAAAUUGAAGAGCGCGGGGCGAACCGCAAGAUCGCCGCCAAGUACUUGAAAGAGACCAUUAAAAGGAUGCAUCAGCAAGAGGCCGAGAAGGAGGAACAGAACAGGCAGUUACUGGAAAAGAGGAUACAAGCCGUCACGUCACUGAAAUCCAACAUAGCAGCCACGCAAGAGAGCCUACGGGUCCAACAAAGCAGAGCUAAAGCAAAUGCCCAGAAGAAGGAACAGCAACAGAGGCAACUGAGAGAAUCCCUGCAGGGCCAAGGCAUCAACGGUAUCAAGCAUAUCUACCAACAGAAACAACUAGAGACGGUGAAACGAAAACAAGAGAAAUUCGAAGAGAGGCAGAAGUCAAAGAAGGUGGCGAUUGUGGCAAAACUCCUUCAGGAGGAUCAGCUGGUGAAGAGCCGAAAGAGGCACGAGGCGAAACCGCCCAAACUCUCAAACACUGACAAGUUGCAAUCUCUGGCGCGUGCAAGAGAGCAUCUCCUGCACUACCUGGAUGCUGGCCCACCAUCUGCCGCAGAGGAGAGAGCCACAAAUCAGUUAAGAGAGUUCAGUGGCUACAGCAGCUCAUCGUCAUCCUCCUCGGACGGUGAGGACCCGGAGGAAACCAUGCACCAGGAAGUGGACCACCAGAUACCGGCCGACAGCUUGGCAGAGCCUGAGUUCUCGGGGCUGUGGGACGACAACUACAAGAAACUCCUGAACGAGAAGACGACAUUGAUGCAAACAGAAGUAAAGCAGGAAGAACCUGCAUCUGCCGGUGGAAAGCUCGACGUGCCUGCUAAAAAAGUUCAGGCAAAAAAGUUGAAACAUUCUCCGUUCAUCAGUAAACCAGAGGUCAUCAUCUUCAAGGACUUUGAAGUGGGGAAAAUAUAUAAGAAGAAAAUUGUCCUGACUAACAUCAGCUACACCACUAACCAGUGCAAGCUGCUCGGGGUCUCUACCCAGCUUAAAGAUUUCAUCUCUAUCAACUUUGAGCCUCCAGGUUCUUUAUCUGCUGGGAUGUCCUGCGACACGCAGGCUGUUUUCCAACCUAUGAUCAACGAGGACCUGGAAGGAGACGUGCAGUUUGCAUCAGCACUGGGUCUUUUCUCUGUGCCCGUCAGAUGCACCAUAAAGAAAUGUGAGCUGGAGGUCGACAGCCAGUUAAUUGACUUUGGUUCGCACGUGGUGGGCCAGACUGUUUCACGGACCAUCACCUUGACCAACAAGGGUGCGCUGGCCACCCUCUUCAGCCUGGACACGUCCACGUGUCCCAGCCCAGAAUCUCUUCAUGUCCAGAUGCCAUCUCAGGUCUCCGCUCACACAUGCCAGGAGACAAGCAGCCAAAACACAACAUGUGGCAGUCAGACGAGCUCCGAACUCAUGGGCACCGGAGAAAUCCAACCAGAGCAAGAGAGUCAGGAGCUUCCUGAGGCAUCGCAGCAUGAGAAACCAGGUGAAGUGUCAGAAGCUUCGGCUGCAGGGCAAGAAGCCAUUCCUCAGGCGUGUGUGUCCACUGAUGCGGAAACCAAGGUAGACGAGAGCCCCCAAGGCACCGGUGACAUAAAUCUAGGAAAUAUUAGAGAGGGGGAGAUCGGACCUUUUGAAAGCAUCAAAUUGGAAGUUGUUUUCACUCCAACUGUUCCCGGAGAGGCCAAUCUAGACUUCCACAUCAAGUUCUCCAACCUAUCCAGCAAACCGAUACCUAUCCAAGUGAGGGGUGUUGGGGUCAGCAUCCCUGUGUGGGUGGUUCAGCCCAGCAUUGAUCUGAAGAUCUGCAUGUUCGACCGCCUCUAUCAAGACACUGUCGUGGUCCAAAGCAGAGCCAGCGCGGCGUUGAAGGUGACUUUUGAGGUGCGCCCGGAAAUGAGGAAACACAUGGAGAUCCUGCCAAAGACCGGCUUCAUCCAGGCCCAAUCGAGCUUCAAGGCCCAGCUAAAGUUCCUGCCGAGACGUUCCUUGUCCAAAGAUGCCAAGACGUUUUUUGACAGUUACACGGGAGUCCUGGAGGUUCCAAUGACAGUACAAGUAUCAGGCCAGGUGCAGCCCGUGCAUUUCACGGUCCAAGCAUGCGUGACCCCCUCCGACCUGCAGUUUGACCGCACUGAGGUGGACUUCGGCUACUGCUCCAUUCACACGUCGGCCAAGAGCAGCGUCCGCCUCACCAACCUCUCCCUCCUGCCUCAGGACUUUGGCUUCGUGGGUGCUCCGGAGUUUAUUGAGGUCCAGCCUAACGAUGGCUUUGGCACUCUGCUCCCAGAAGAAACCCUGGAGAUUGAUCUGAUUUUCAGUCCCAACAAGGCCAAAGUUUACAAUUUCCAGCUCAACUGCAAGACGGAAAUUAACAGAGAUUUCCCGCUGUCCUGCCGAGCAGUGGGGGUCCGCCCUCCACUGGAGCUCUCCCAUUCUCUGGUCCAGUUUGGGGCCACGGCAUUAGGUGACCACUCCACCGCAGUUCUUUACCUAAACCACCCUCACGCCAAACGUAACCCGUCCAAACCACUGGUCGCGCCGGCGGGCGAGGACGCCACCGCUCCUGAAGUGCCCAGGCUGUUCUCCUUCAGCCUGCCCAAGGAUUCCCACGUCGGCAUCACCCCUGCCGCAGGACGCCUGCUCCCCGGAGAGAGAUGCCUGGUUCAGGUGACGUUCAGACCCGGACUGCUGGAGCAGGAGAUCAAAGAAGAGGCGGAGCGUCGUCUCCACCGGGCCAAGUUGCUCCGCGAGAAGGAGCUGGAGUUGAAGAGACUGGCCAAACAGGAGACUAAAAAGGAGGCCCCAGUGGAACCCAGCAAAGGAAAAAAAGCGUCUGUGAAUCCAAAGACCAAGAUGUCAGAGGAACCAAAGCAAGACAGCCCAACUGAAUCACCAGAUCCUGUCGACAUACAGCUGGAAUAUUCAGAGCGGUACGAGGAGGCCAGGGCCUGUCUGCUGUCGUCCUUCACCCAGCGCUACAGCGAGUUCACCGUUCCCUGCUUCAUAUCAGACGGAGACCCCCCCGAGGAAGACAGACAAGCCCCGCCCACAUGGAGUCCCUUCAACACGCUCUACUUGAAGCUGCAGUGUCCUGCCGUCCAGCCCUCUCUCCUGGUGAUAUCCAACAACGGACUAAAUAUCAUAGACUUCCGUCAGGUGGUCGUGGGGGUGGAGGUGAUUAAGAGGUUUACAGUUCAGAACAUUUCAAGGGAAUCGUUGGAUCUGAGCACAUUACUGUUGGAUAUCCAUGGUCCAUUUUGCCUUCUCAAUGCUCUCAGAUGCAUAAGACCUGGGGAAAAACACACACUGGUCCUGGCCUUCAGUCCAACUCUGGAGAAAAAGUUCUGUGAGACUCUGGAGAUCCGUAACCACAAAAUGACCCUGUGGGUGACUCUGCGUGGGGAGGGCGUGGUCCCCGUUGUCACCUCGUCCCACCCUGGAGGGCUCCUCGACUUUGGCUAUGUGUUUCAGAAGGAGAGCACCUCACAGGUCCUGAAGCUGCAGAACAGCUCGGUGGUGGCGGUGGGUUUCAGGGUGCUGUUGGCCAGUCUGUCUUCCACCAGGCCUCGGGGUGGAGUUGACAGAGUGGACGUCCUGCUGGGCAAUUACACAGACCCUAAGCUCCACCCCACUGUGGGUGACAGUAGUGACAGUGGCUCCUGUUCUGUGUCCUGUGCAGGAACCCAGAACUACAGUGGGCUGAGUGUGUUCAGUUUUGUGCCAGGAGGGGGCAGCAUUGCUCCAGGAGAGAGCCAGGACGUCACAGUCACCUUUCAGCCUGACCAUCCGUCUGUCAACUAUUCUGACAAACUCACCAUACAGCUCAUGAAUGAGACUGAAGUGUGUGUGGUGGAUCUGAAGGGUGCAGCCUCCUCACACAACAUGUAUCUAUACGGAGGAGACGUCCUGACCGUGCCCAUCGAAUCCCUCAUCCCCCCACUGAUGACCAGUCCAACUCAGCACGCAGAGGCAGAGGUGACGGAGAAGCCCAGCAUCCCGGUGCUGGUGACCCUGCGGGCAAGCUACAGCGGGGGAGCCCUCACACCUGCAGUGAGGGAGCUGCAGGUGGGCUGCAUCCGCUCCACACCACCCAGUAAGAAGAGUGCAGAGUUUUCCUGGGAUACCGUGGCGUCCCUUCAGCAGCAGGGCUUCACUGUGGAGCCAAGCAAAGGCACCGUGGAGGCAGGCCUCAAACGCACCAUCAGGGUCACAUGGAGCCCUCAGAGCGGAUACAAGCCCUACGAGGUGGUGCAGACAUGUGUGCCUCUCACCUUGAAGGGGGAUGAGAAGAGUGUCUACAAAGUCACCUUGAUGGCUCUGGUGUCCAACACUGCCGACUGACCUCUGCUGUACCUGGAUGACGGCCAGUGGGGAAGCCGGUGCACACACACACACACACAUCCCUGUGGCGAUUCAUAACAUAUGUGAAAUCUCAGUCAUAUUUUGCAUUGAUUCAGUGGCCUGUAUGUCUGACAAUAUGCUUUCUGAACUAAGAGUUUUAAAUAGUGUGGGAAAACCAAAGCAAUUUUAACAUGCUGGUAUUACUGUACCUCCACUAUGGCCAUAAUUAUGACAAGACUGUAAACCCCUCGUGACCCAUGACCCUAAGCUCAAGGAAAGACCUUUUGUGGUUGGUGACGUUUGAAAGGAAAGCACUCCUUUCCAAAAGGCUAGAGAGAGAAAGAGAUGCCCCUUUGUGAAGCACUUGACAGUACAAACCUUAUUCCACCACCAGGGGGUGCACGAUGCUGAGUGAGCCGCUGGUUUAAUGGCGUGUCAGCUGAUGGAAACCAGCAGAUGUGUUAAGUGUUUACUGUAACAUUGCUGCUACUGUACACAUGAAGUGAAAGGAGGCAGAGUUCAGUCUGAGGUCAAACAAGGUGCAGUCUGAACUAUCGGAUUCACGUCGAUGAACGAUGAUGAUGACAACAAAUCCUGGUUUUAUAUAAAAGCAACUGUCAUAAUAGUCCACUGAUCAGGCAUAGACUGAGAUAGCAGUAUCUGCAUCAUAGGCCGGAUGGAGAAAAGAGAAAUAGUGCUGGUUUCAAUGAGAGAGAUAGUAGUGGGUUGAUGCUUCUGAUUAUUAUCUACAUGUUAGUGUUGAUGUCACCUUUCAUUUAUAGGUCAUUGAACUUUGGCACACAGGAUAAUCAUCCCGGUCCCAAGGACCUGGACAGGGUUAGAGUACGGCUCUAGAUAUAAAUGCUUUUACAAGUUCCUGCCACUAGGAGGCAAUGAUGACCACCCGGUCUUCUGGUGGUCAUGGAAUUCCUGAAAAAGUCAUGGAAUUUAAUGUUUUAAAGUGUUUUUAAAAUGAUAAAAUAAAAUUCAAUAAUUAUAUAGGAAAUUGCAGCAUUAUGCAAAGGUUUAGUAAGAACAGACACAUUCACUUAAGCCGCUAUUGUUUCUUUCAACUUGAUUCAUCCAUUCAUGGCGGUUUGAACAGGAGUACAUCAGAUAGCGCACACACAAUUAAAUCUAUGCAGGUGCUAGAUAACAAUAAAUGAGAUUUCAUUUAACAAAACACUUUUUUUACUGCUACGCUGUUUUUAACUCUUCUUUUAUUCAUAAUAGAAUAUUAUUAAAUUAAUAAAUAUAUUUAUUGUCUACCAGGGUGCAAAUACUCAGGGUACAAAAUACAAUAUUCAUUGUUGGGUAAAGAUGUUGAAUCUCAAUUUUUAAUUCUAUACAGUUUUCAACAUUUUCACAACACAGUGAACCUUGAACUAAUAAAUUCAAAUUAAAACAAAUCAAGCAAACACACUUUGAGUUUCGCUUCCUCUGGUUUGUUUAUCAAUCACGUGUAGCAGAAGGUCCAUCUGUCAUCUACCACUUUAUCCAUUUGGGGGUCACAGGAAUCUAACCCCAAGUCUUUUAGACUGGUUGGCUCUGGUUGGUCCGAACUGGGAUUUGAACACAGGACCUAGAACCUUCUUGCUCAAUGCAUGUCCUUUGGACUGUGGGAAAAAGCCGGAGAACCAGGAGAAAGGUUCUCUGGUUGGUUCGAACUGGGAUUUGAACCCAGACCCUUCUUGCUGUGUCAUUUAAAUUCAUUCAUAAUCCCCCCCAGCAUAUUUUCACCCAGUCAUAUUUAAAUCAUUAGGUUCUUUAACCCCCCAAAAGGGUGUUUUACAGUGUGUGUGUGUGCGUGCGUGCGUGUGUGUGUGAGAACAAGGGCUUGUGUGUGUGUGUGUGUGUGUGUAACAACAGAUGUCACUAAUGCCUCAAAACGGACCAAUCGGGUCUGACCUCUCCCAGAGAUACAUGCUGUAAGCAUUUAUCUGAGAUUGCAGGAGAUUAUGCUAAAUCAGAUUACUGUACCCAACCUCCUUAUUAAAAGCAAGGUCAUUAUGAGCUUAGCCUCGUGUAAUGUCACUCGUUUUAUGAAACGUACAA
This is a messenger RNA of Scophthalmus maximus (turbot), 7765 nucleotides long. It is a transcript of the gene cfap74, whose product is annotated as cilia and flagella associated protein 74. Bases 743 to 5710 code for a protein of 1655 amino acids. NCBI's taxonomy places the organism in Eukaryota, Metazoa, Chordata, Actinopteri, Pleuronectiformes, Scophthalmidae. The transcript has 39 exons. The record is from RefSeq and is a predicted model, not a curated record.